CCUUUUUUCACCUUCCUCAAAUCAAUUUUCCCCUCACUUUCAGGCCUUUUUUGUCACCCUAAUGCUCAGCAACAAUUUACAUCGAUGCCUUCAGCCCCCACUGGUUCUAUGCCCCCACAUUUGGCAGCCUCCAUAGCUGCAGGAUAUGGUCAACGCUUAAUGGGUGGUGGGCAUAUAUUACAUCCCCAAUCUCAACAAAAUGGCAGUUCAACACAUAGGAACGGAUAUUCAAGUCAUUUGGCAUCCUCAUCUUCCUCUUCACACCCAUCAGGCCCUUCAUCUUCCAUUACUUCCACUUCUUCAAUUAAUCGUUCUCAACGUUGUGGUGUUUGUAGGGGGUGUCAGUGCAAACCCUGUGGGCAAUGUACUUAUUGUCAGGAUAGCCCUCAAUUUGGUGGCCCUGGAGUAAAGAAACAAUCGUGUGUUGAAAGAAGGUGUUUACGUGUGUUGGAGAAUAGACUACAGAGAGACGCCCCAACCUUCAAAGCAAGAAUCGGCUGUAAUGCUUGUGAAGAUUGUCGAGGCCCCGAUUGUAGAAUAUGCCUCGUUUGCUUGGAUAGACGCUUUUUUAAUUCCAAAUAUAUGGCUGGGGCUCUAUGCGCGAAGAAGAGAUGUAAUAAUGCCACUGCCCUGGAAUUGCCUAUUUCUAUUGAGCAUCAACAAAGAACUUCCUUAAAACGCUCUUCUGAUGGCUCCAACAACGGCAACUUUACUUCCCACCAACAAGCUAAACGUCAAGUUUUGCUACCCCCAGGAAACAACAACUCUAAUGGAGCCCAUAAUCAAGUAAAUUCGAAUAUAGCACGAAUAUUGAGUGCUGCGGGCGAACAACAACAACAAAGUCAAAAACAUAAUAAUUGUGGAACGGCCACCUACGAGAGGAAUUCGGGAGGGAAUAAUACUUCAAACACCAAUUCUCCUUUGAGCGACAACAGUAGCAACAGUAACAAUGCCACAAUCCAUCUAACAACAACCCCACCUUCAUUAAUGUCUCAACAGCAACAACAACGUUCUUUCUGGCCUUCAAAUCCCCAACAAAUGCUGGGUGUAUUACCCCCAAAUCAUUACCACCAUUUCGAUCAAAUAUCACUUGCUGCUGUAGCUGCUGGUUUCCCUCAACAGCAGGUCCCUCAGUACGUGAACCAGUACCCAACAAAAUUUAUAUGUCCAAAAUACGAGUGUUAUUCACCCGAGGACGCGACUAUAACGAUGUCCAAUGGUUCUGAUCAAAUGAGAGUUGUAGCUAUUCCCCAGCAACAACAACAACAAAAUUCACAACAGAUUGGAGACCAAGCAGCAGAAAAUUUGUUGGUUCCCCCCUCGUAUUCUGACGUGCAAAAAGUUGUUUUGCAGCCACUUUAA
Messenger RNA from Meloidogyne enterolobii, 1362 nucleotides. Lineage: Eukaryota; Metazoa; Nematoda; Chromadorea; Rhabditida; Meloidogynidae. The record is from the annotation of a GenBank genome assembly.